GACCAUCUCAUAUCGUAAUACUGUUUGUCACGACCUGACCAUGGCUUGCCCAGAAAGCUGUUGUAGCCGCAAGGACACGGAACAAGCCAAUACGGUGUCUAAAGAUUCGCCAUCAACUUUGGCAGAGCCGGCGACAUGCGUUCCUGUUGUACUCCCCCAUACCGAUGUCGAUAACUCUGUUACUGCUGAAUUAAAACCCGAGGCAACACAAUCAUCAUGCUGCACACCAAAACCUACAAACUGCGCUCCACGCGAACAGAAGUCCACUUGCUGCGCCGCAGACAGCUCAUUCGGCUGCUGUAGUGACAAAAAGGACGUUGUCAUGUCCACCGACGAAAUCACACGCCUCGAUUCCUCCACCAUGGACACGGAAAAGGGCGGUGGUAUUGCCCGCCAACACAUGGUAAUCAGCAUAUCCGGCAUGACCUGCACCGGUUGCGAGACAAAGUUGCAGCGCACGCUCAACAGCCUGCGAUAUUUGAGCAAUGUGCAAACAAGUCUUGUUCUCGCGCGCGUGGAGCUCGACAUGGAUGCCAACGCCGCCACGGCCGACGACGUCCUCAAGCAUCUGCAUCGCACGACCGAGUUCAAGUGCGAAAUCGUUUCCAGUCAGGGAUGCAGUUUGGACUUUGUCUGUUCUGCUGGCGAUCCGGUGGAAUGGGUAAAAAGCCACGAGUGGCCAGACGGCGUACUAGAUGUGCGGCGUCUGGGCAAGGACAAGAUGAUUCGCGUAGACUACGAUGCAAAGGUUAUCGGAGCGAGAGAACUGCUGGAGCAUCCAUGGAGUAACGCAUUACAUCUUGCGCCUCCGUGUCCUGACGCGUCUCUGGAUGCGGGUAGCAAGCAUGUGCGCAACAUGGGACUCAUGACGCUACUCUCCGCCAUUCUGACCAUCCCCGUCCUCGUAAUGGCAUGGGCGCCUCUGCCCAACCGCGAAAUCGCAUAUGGCUCUGCGUCGCUGGCGCUGGCAACAAUCGUGCAAGUUGUUGUUGCCGGUCCCUUUUACCCUAAAGCGCUUAAAGCGCUCGUCUUUUCCAGAGUCAUUGAGAUGGACUUGCUCAUAGUACUCAGCACCAGUACUGCGUACAUCUUCUCCAUCGUCUCAUUCGCAUUCCAAGUCACGGGCAACCCUCUGUCUACGGGCGAGUUUUUCGAGACUAGCACGUUGCUUGUGACGUUGAUCAUGGUUGGGCGCUGGGUAGCGUCACUCGCGCGACAAAAGGCCGCAGAGUCAAUUAGUAUCCGGUCACUUCAGACUGCGACUGCGUUGCUAGUUGACGAACAGCAGGGGCCAGACCGGGAGAUUGACGCACGACUACUGCAAUUCGGAGACGUUUUUCGAGUGGCACCCGAUACGAGAAUCCCGACUGACGGAACGGUCAUCUCUGGUUCUUCCGAGAUGGACGAGUCGAUGCUAACUGGGGAGUCGAGGCCUGUAGAAAAACACGCCGGAUCGACAGUGACUGCUGGUUCCAUCAACCGAAGUGGAACGCUUACUGUUCGUUUGAGCCGUUUGCCGGGAGAUAAUACCAUCACAACGAUUGCUACUAUGGUCGACGCAGCAAAGCUUUCAAAGCCAAAGAUUCAGGAUAUCGCGGAUAGAGUGGCGAGUUACUUUGUCCCUGUUGUCGUCACGCUUACUAUAAUUACCUUUGUCAUCUGGAUCGCGAUUGGUGUCACGGUACGCAACCAGUCGGGAUCGCGCGCAACUAUUGAAGCAAUCACGUACGCCAUCACCGUCUUGAUUGUAUCGUGUCCUUGCGCCAUUGGUCUCGCAGUCCCCAUGGUCAUUGUCAUUGCCUCGGGCGUCGCUGCAAAGCGUGGUGUGGUAUUCAAGUCAGCUAGUAGCAUUGAGACGGCAUACAAGACAACAGACGUGGUGUUUGACAAGACGGGCACUCUGACAGCUGGACGACUGGCGGUCGUACAUGAGGAGUUUCUUGGAGACGACGCGGCGACCACGAGAUCAUUGUUGCUCGGCUUGCUGGGCAAUAUCAAACAUCCAGUGUCAGCGGCUGUUGCAGGGCACUUGAUGUCCCAGAGAGUUUCAACUUUGUCCGUGACGGAUGCCAAAGUGGUAACGGGUAGAGGCGUAGAGGGAACGUAUAACGAACAGGUGUUGCGUGCUGGCAAUUCCAGAUGGUUGGAGCUAUCAGAACACCCCUCUGUCCGCACACUACUAUCCGAGGGGUUCAGCACAUUUUGUUUCGUCAUUGAUGACGCCCCAGCAGCCAUCUUCGGACUGCGAGACACCUUGCGCCCCGAUGCCGCCGCCACUAUUGGACGCUUACGUGGUGCAGGCAUCCGGGUGCACAUACUUUCUGGUGAUGAUGAAGGCGCCGUCAGAGAUAUUGCAGCCCAGCUUGACGUUAAAAGGGAAGCUGUUCGCUCGCGCUGCUCGCCAGCCGACAAGCAAGCUUACCUCAAAGCACUGCUCGCAGCGUCGUCAGCAAUACCAUCUUCCAGCAAGUCGCGCAAGCCGGUAGUCAUGUUUGUAGGAGACGGAACCAAUGAUGCCGUUGCACUGGCUCAAGCCACGAUUGGUGUUCACAUGUCCAGCGGCACCGAUAUUGCGCAAUCGGCUGCAGAUGUGGUACUUGUUCGUCCGAACCUCUCAGGCGUACUGACUAUCAUCCAAGUAAGCAGGAAAGCAAUUCACCGAGUCACCUUCAACUUUGGCUGGAGUUUUGUGUACAACCUCUUUGCCGUGCUGUUGGGAGCAGGUGCUUUUGUGCAUGCGAGAAUACCGCCCGAAUUCGCGGGACUCGGAGAGCUGGUCAGUGUUUUACCAGUAGUAUUGGCUGCGGUAUUGCUGAAGUGGUCGCGUCUUUGA
This is a messenger RNA of Exserohilum turcica Et28A, 2833 nucleotides long. RefSeq lists its product as uncharacterized. Gene Ontology annotation, molecular function: ATPase-coupled monoatomic cation transmembrane transporter activity; ATP binding; ATP hydrolysis activity. Lineage: Eukaryota; Fungi; Ascomycota; Dothideomycetes; Pleosporales; Pleosporaceae. Gene Ontology annotation, cellular component: membrane. Gene Ontology annotation, biological process: monoatomic cation transport. The record is from RefSeq and is a predicted model, not a curated record. The transcript is spliced from 2 exons. Bases 41 to 2833 code for a protein of 930 amino acids.